AUGUGUGUUCUGCGUUUGUUUCAAUAUAGAUAGAAAAUAUUCCAGGGACCAACUCAUGUGUGUCCCUCGGAAUAAUUUGACAAAUCUUAUUCCUUCAAAGUCAAAGUCAAUUUUAUUGUCAACCCUACAAGAACAGAUGUCUGAUCCGGUGUAAACACGUAAGUAGACAGAACAUGUCAGUACUGAACACAUGGUGCUCAGCACGACACGGAGAGGUAACUUAGUUAUGUGGAGAAACCAACAACACGUGAACAGUUAAUGAAUAUUCCUCAGAAAUAUAUGAGACAUUUAAAACAGGUACACACAGCCCACAUGUCUGAUCAUUGUUAUCAACGUCCCCCAUCUGAGAGCCACUGCGGUAGCUUAGCAUCUAAGCUAAGCAGCAAACUCCGCGUGUCGGUGUCGCUGGUCUCAAACUCAGCUAGAUUUAAAGCCCGGAUCAUCUCAACCCCGCUGCGCCACGUUGUGACACAGCCGAGCAGCUCGUUGAUUCGUCGCGGGGACAGAUUCAUGAGCCGGAGCUGAAGAAUUCUCGCCGAGCCGCCAUGUUCGUGCCGUGUUGACUUCCUGACAACAGAACGUCACUGCACCGCGGUGCAUCGUGGUAAAUGUAGUCGAGUGCGCUGUAACUAGGCUCGUCUCUAACCGCAGUGGGCUGAUGGUGUCCCAGACAACAUGUCUCCUGCUGUCACUGAGAGACAGAGACCCAGAGGACAGACACAACCCGGCCCCUCACUCCGCCGUCUCCCAAUUCCUCAACGUAGUUACGCAGCAGAACUACAAGUCCCACAACCUGGCGUCAUUGCGUGUCACGUUUAGCAACAACCAGUCACCGACGGAAAAAAACAGCCGCUUCCGUGUUGUUCUUGUGUUAUUUGGGUUAAAAUCAGUCGUCGGCGGCUCCGGGUUCGUCACCGUCAUGGUUCUGUGAAGCUCCCACGCACCUCCCGACCUUUUCCAGCCGAGAUGUCGCUGCUGCAGAGCUCCAAGAAGAAGGACAAGCGCAUUUUGUCUGGAACCUGCCCGGACCCGAAAUGUCAGGCGAGGCUGUUCUUCCCCGCUCACGGCUCCGUUAGCAUCGAGUGCACCGAGUGUGGACAACGACACGAGCAGAGGAACCUGCUCAGCGUCGAGGAGGUGACGGAUCCGGAUGUCGUGCUCCACAAUCUGCUCAGAAACGCCCUGCUCGGUGUCACCGGGGCCCCGAAGAAGGGAACCGAGCUGGUGAAGGUGAUGGGGCUCUCGAACUACCACUGCAAGCUCCUGUCUCCGGUCCUCACCCGGUACGGCAUGGACAAACAAACCGGCAAGGCCAAGCUGCUGAGGGACAUGAACCAGGGUGAGAUGUUUGACUGCUCUCUCCUGGGAGACAGAGCUUUCCUCAUCGAGCCGGACCAUGUGUCCACCAUGGGCUACGGCAAGGACCGGUCCGGGAGCCUCAUUUACCUCCACGACACCCUGGAGGAGGUUAAGACAGCCAACGGCAACAGAGAGUGUCUCAUUCCCGUCCAUGUAGACGGAGACGGGCACUGCCUGGUCCACGCUGUGUCCAGAGCGCUGGUAGGCAGAGAACUGUUCUGGCAUGCGCUGAGGGAGAACCUCAAACAGAACUUCAAGAAGAACCUGGACAGCUACAAAGCCCUGUUUCAGGACUUUAUCGAUGCUGCCGAGUGGGAGGACAUUAUCAACGAAUGUGACCCCCUGUUCAUCCCGCCUGAAGGUGUGCCGCUCGGCCUGCGCAACAUUCACAUAUUUGGAUUAGCCAACGUCCUCCACCGACCCAUAAUCCUGCUGGACUCCUUGAGUGGAAUGAGGAGUUCUGGGGAUUAUUCAGCCACCUUCCUGCCCGGCCUGGUGGCUGAGGAGCAGUGUCGGGGGAAAGAUGGGAAGCUCAACAAACCCAUCUGCAUCGCCUGGAGCAGCUCCGGCAGGAACCACUACAUCCCUCUGGUGGGAAUCAAGAACACGGUGCUGCCCAAGCUGCCGGCCCGGCUGCUGCCGAAGGCCUGGGGUGUCCCUCAGGAGCUCAUCAGGAAAUACAUCAAGCUGGAGCAAGAUGGGAGUUGCAUGAUCGGCGGCGACCGCAGCUUGCAGGAUAAAUAUCUAAUGAGGCUGGUCAAUGCCAUGGAGGAGGUGUUCGUGGAGAAGCACAGCAUCCACCCAGCGCUGGUGGCUGACGUGCACCAGUACGUCUACAGGCGGACCGGCGUGAUCGGCAUCCAGCCCGAGGAGGUGACUGAGGCUGCUAAGAAAUCAGUGAUGGAGAACCGGCUGCACCGCUGCCUGAUCUGUGGCGCCCUCUCCGAGCUCCACGUCCCACAGGAUUGGCUGGUUCCUGGUGGGAAGCUCUACAACUUGGCCAAAUCUACACACGGUCAAUUGCGACCAGACAAGAACUACAGCUUCCCCCUUAAUAAUGUGGUCUGCUCAUAUGACCCCCAGCGAGACGUCCUCAUCGCAGAUUACAAACUGAGCUCCCUCAACACCUGCAACUGGUGUCAUGGCACGUCAGUCCGCCACAUCCGUGGCAGCGGGUCAGUGGUUUACUUGGAUGGGGAUAGAACCAACACCCGCUCUCAGGGGGGCAAAUGUGGAUGUGGGUUCAAGCAUUACUGGGAGGAAAAAGAAUAUGACAACCUCCCUGAAGCCUUUCCUAUCACGCUGGAGUGGGGGGGUCGGGUGGUGCGAGAGACAGUGUACUGGUUCCAGUAUGAGGCAGACACAGCGUUGAACAGCAAUGUGUAUGACGUCGCUAUGAAACUGGUCACCAAGCACUUUCCAGGGGAGUUUGGUAGCGAGAUCCUGGUGCAGAAGGUGGUAAACACCAUCCUGCAUCACACCGCCAAGAAGAACCCGGAUGAGUAUAACCCAGUGUCCAUCGAUGGGGCUCAUGUCCAGCGUCUGACGGACACCAGUGACACUGAGCAGGCGGCCGACCCCCAGCCGCCCACUAAAAUCAUCCUGACCGGUCAGAAAGCAAAGACGCUCCAUAAAGAGGAGCUGACGAUGAGCCGAGCUGAGCGCAGCAUCCAGCAGAGCAUCAGCGAGCAAGCCCUCGUUACUCAGAGGCGACGGACUGACAAGUUGAAGCAGGAGCAGAGAGGCCACGGCCGGACGUCUUCCCCAGGGGGGUCUCCAGAAACGUCCUCCUCUUCGGCUCCAGCCACGCCCACCAAAUCCCCCUCCUCUUCCAAUAAGGAGAAGAAGAUCCGUGUGACCACCAGUGACGGCAGGCAGGCCAUGCUGACCCUGCAGGCUCAGACCACCUUCUCAGAGCUGCAAAAAAGCAUCGCCAACCAGUUUGGCGUGCCGCCUCCACAGCAGUGCAUCCGCUACGGCUUCCCACCCAAAGAGCUGGUCCCACCGAAGGACGGUGAGGAGAACGAGCCCAUGGCUCUGCAGCACGGUGACAGAGUGUCGGUGGAGAUACUGAGGGGCCCAGAGGACAAGAGCCCCUCCGCCUCCAUCCCUCGAGCCUCCAGCUCACACGCCUCCCUGCACUCUGUGAAGAGCGAGGACGCCGUGACAUCCGGCAGGAUGAGCACCCGGGAACUGCAGGACAGCAUCGACCUUGAGAUGUCCUCCCUCUGUCUCCUGGCAACCUUGAUGGGUGAAGAUGUUUGGUCGUACGCAAAGAAGCUGCCGCACUUAUUCCAGCAGGGUGGCGUCUUCUACAACAUCGUGAAGAAAGACAUGGGCCUGAUGGACGGGAAACACUGCACGCUGCCUCACCUGACAGGGAAAACGUUUGUUUACAACGCAGCAGAGGAGCGUCUGGAGCUCUGUGUGGACACUGCUGGCCACUUCCCUGUCGGCCCUGAUGUGGAGGAGCUGGUGAAGGAGGCGCUGGUGCAGCUGCGCUCGGAAGCGACCACCAGGGGCAGCAGAGAGGGCAGUCCGUCACACGGCGUGCUCAAGCUGGGCAGCGGUGGCGUCAUUCGUAAGAAGGAGCAGCUGCAGAGCGUCAACGCCUUCCAGGGUAAAGGUCACUCCCUAGGCAGUGCCGGUGGCUCCUCCCCUCCAGAACACCGGCCUAUCACUCGCCAGCACAGCAGCGGCAUGGACCUGAGCGCCAGUGUGUCCAGAGGUCCACCAGACCUGUCGGACAUCCCUGAGGACGCCACCAGGGAGCUGGUCCGGAUGGCGCCGGGCUUCGUCACCAUGAAGGACAGUCGCGGUCUGGACCCCAGCCUAAUGGAGCAGCAGAGGAGGAAGCUGCAGGAGAUGGUCUCCUCCAUCCAGGCGUCCAUGGAGCGCCACCUGAGAGAGCAGCAGAGUUCCACCGCCACAGGGGGCGGAGCCAGCCACGAUCUAACAGGAGGGACUAAGAUAAGCACGGGCCAACCAACACCUACAGCCAGCCAUGUACCUCCAGCUGCAGCAGAGGCCUCUUCAGCUGGCAAAGCAGGUGAGACACCAGAGGAUCUGGAGGAGAUGGACAGCCAGGACUCCGGACAGAGCAGCGCCACCGAACCUAUGGAUCACUCCUGAUCACUCCGGACCCCCACCGUGCUGACCCCGCCCCACCUGGCCAGCACCUGUGGGUCAUAAUGCCUCAGGUCGGAUCCUAAAGCUUCGGUUCUCAUCGUGUUUCUUUUACUGCAUGACUAAAGAGCAGCCGGCCGCCCUCACCUCUCUGCGGACUCUGGCUGGAGUCGAUGAGGCGAUAAAUGUGACGUCUGUGAUACAUCAUCGAUACGUUCACACCAUUACCACAGUUCUGUUGCAGUACUGACGCUGUUGCUGUGUGUGUUUCAACUCUAUGCACUUUGGUACACACUCAGCUGUCCACCCCACAACUUCACAUAGUCAAUAAUAAACGCAGCUUCUGAUUUAUUAA
Molecule: messenger RNA, 4840 nt
Organism: Paralichthys olivaceus (Japanese flounder)
Lineage: Eukaryota; Metazoa; Chordata; Actinopteri; Pleuronectiformes; Paralichthyidae
Gene: vcpip1
Product: valosin containing protein (p97)/p47 complex interacting protein 1
Biological process (GO): Golgi reassembly; protein K11-linked deubiquitination; protein ubiquitination
Molecular function (GO): cysteine-type deubiquitinase activity
Source: RefSeq, a predicted model, not a curated record